UUCACCAUAAUAUGUGCUGCCCAGCGCCGGUCGCUGACCUCUGUUUUUGGCCUCGUCGUCUUCCGCGACGGCUUAGGGUAGGGCGGCCUACGGACGGACUAUGAGCGACGGGUUUCUCUACAAGCCGGAGUGGCAGGUGCUGCUCUGCACCCAGUGCGGGUUCUAUUUACGCCCCGGACGCAGCGUCUGGCUUCGACACCUCAGGCAGAAGCCGCACUGCCUGCGAGGUGCACCGUUGAAGGCUCUCGUCGAGCUCUUUGCAACCUACAGCCUGCUAGUCCCGGAGCAGGUAGCCGUACCGACCUAAGUAGUAGCUGGCCUACGGCUCUAGGAUGGCUUCUAGUGCCUAACGUGCUCGGCGGGCCUCACACAGAGCCUCCAGACCAUCCAGCUACACGUGUCCAAGGCGCACUAGUAGAAGCCUGUAUUA
Messenger RNA from Mollisia scopiformis, 430 nucleotides. RefSeq lists its product as uncharacterized. NCBI's taxonomy places the organism in Eukaryota, Fungi, Ascomycota, Leotiomycetes, Helotiales, Mollisiaceae. The transcript has a single exon. Bases 101 to 307 code for a protein of 68 amino acids. The record is from RefSeq and is a predicted model, not a curated record.